Messenger RNA from Eruca vesicaria subsp. sativa (arugula), 1559 nucleotides. Lineage: Eukaryota; Viridiplantae; Streptophyta; Magnoliopsida; Brassicales; Brassicaceae. The record is from the annotation of a GenBank genome assembly.
CCGGCAGUUACCAUCACCGUUAAGUCGACGUUGAGAUCCCUGAGGAGAGGCAAGCGUGCGUAAAUCAUCCGGUGCAGACGUUCCCGGAAACUCACCAUGGACUCGCACCACGCGUCUCUAGGACGCCGGACUCUGGAGGAGAUUCGUCAAAAGAGAGCAGCUCAAAGACUCAGCAAAACUUCUUCAGGUCCAGAUCUUAGCGAGAUUCCGAUUCCUGCCGCCGGGAUCAGAAAAUCCGAGAGCGAGAAUCGUCUUUCUGAGACAGAUGUUGGUGCUUUAUAUUCUCAGCUCAAAGAGCUGCAGAAAAAGAAUGCAGACAUGGAGGAGCGUAACAAAAUGUUGUACUCAAAGCUUCAGACAAAGGAAGCUGAGAAUGAAUCACUUGAGACUCGGUUGAAUGUGCUAGAACACAACACAGUGCCAUCUUUAAGAAAAGCUCUCAAGGAAAUUGCGAUGGAGAAAGAUGCUGCUGUUGUUUCACGAGAGGAUCUCUCAGCUCAAGUUAGGACUCUGAAGAAACGUGUUAAGGAGGCAGAGGAGGAACAAUAUCGAGCUGAGGAAGAUGCAGCAUCUCUCAGAGCAGAGCUUAACUCGAUUCAACAGCAAACAAUGGGUACUUCAUUUGUUGGAGUUUCCCCGGACCAAGUAUUAGAGAAGGAGAUGGCCAAACUAAAAUUAGAACUACAGAAAGAAUCAAUGUUGAGGCAGCAAGAACAACAGCGUGUAACUGAAGAACAAACACGAGUUGCUUCGUUAAUGUCUGAAAAGCAGGAACUGGAACAGAAAAUUUCAGCUUUAUCAUCUAGCGGUGUCUCAGAAGUAUCAGAGUCAAGUCAAAAAGUAUUUUCAGUGGAAGAUAAAGAAAUACUUGAGAAGCAGUUGCAUGAUAUGGCUGUUGCACUUGAAAGAUUGGAGAGUAGUAGGCAAAAGCUUCUCAUGGAGAUUGACAACCAAUCAUCUGAAAUAGAGAAGCUUUUUGAGGAGAAUUCGAACCUCUCAGCCUCCUAUCAAGAAUCAAUUAACAUAUCAAAGCAGUGGGAGAAUCAAGUAAAAGAAUGUUUAAAGCAAAAUGUGGAACUCCGUGAAGCGCUGGACAAGUUAAGAACAGAACAAGCUGGUUUUCUCUCACCAGUGUCUUCAGAAGUUCAGACAAAUGGGUCACAUGGAACCGAAACUCUGUCCCUCAAGAGCGAACUCGCGAAAGAACAGAGCAGAGCUGAAUCGUUAUCUGCGCAAGUUCUCCAACUCUCAGCUCAACUCCAACAAACAACACAAGCAUACAAUGGGCUCAUGCGUGUCUAUAAACCAGUGCUUAGAAACAUUGAGAGCAGCUUGAUCAAGCUGAAGCAAGAUGGAUCAGUUACAGUGGCACAGUGAACCAAGGGCACACUUCUGAGUACUGAAUAUAAAUUGUAUACAACAAACACCUAUUUGGAAACUAAUGGAACCGUGAGACUAACACAUCAUCACUUUUUUUCUGUACUAAACAAUAUGAUUGGUUAUUUCUUGUUUUGGUUUGAUGAAAGUUGGUGUGGAGUAAAAUUGAAAUUCAUUUUCGG